Molecule: messenger RNA, 2914 nt
Organism: Trifolium pratense (red clover)
Lineage: Eukaryota; Viridiplantae; Streptophyta; Magnoliopsida; Fabales; Fabaceae
Product: VIN3-like protein 2
Exons: 5
Coding region: 439-2640 (733 amino acids)
Biological process (GO): epigenetic regulation of gene expression; vernalization response
Molecular function (GO): protein binding
Source: RefSeq, a predicted model, not a curated record
AAACCAACCCUAUGUGUUCAAACUAAUAAUUCACUUGUUGGUUGGAAUGCACGUAAGACAUCGACAAGUUUUCCUAAAUAAUCUUAUGUUUAAGAGAAGUUCAUCGACCACUUGAGACAAACCAUGUUAGACUCUUUAUUAAAGCUUUAUUUUUCUUACUUACUCGCUCCAACUAAAAAAACGCUUUCUCUCUCUAGAAGCAAAGUACUCACUCACUCCAUCAAGUCAUCAACAACCUUCUCCUCCUCGAAUCUCCCACUUUCACAUACAGACAGAUACGGAGAGGAGGGAGAGUGUGUGUGCGCGCGUCACCAGUUUUCAGUUACUGGAUUGAUUGAUUGAUUCAUUCAAAGCAUCUUUUUUCUCGGUUCCGCUGAUGUUUGUUGAUAAUGUGAUGUGAUGACUGAGUGAGUGAUUCCUUCUCCUUGUUGCAUAGUCAUGGCUUCCGAUUCGUCCUCCCAAGGUGUUGCUCUUGAUCCUUCGAAAUUUAGUAAAAUGAGUAUGGAGAGAAAAAGAGAGCUUGUAUAUGAAAUAUCUAAAGUGUCUCGUGAUGGUGCAUCUGAGAUGCUGCAGUCGUGUAGCCGUCAAGAGAUUUUGCAAAUAUUGUGUGCUGAGAUGGGAAAAGAAAGGAAGUAUACUGGCCUGACAAAGGUGAAAAUUAUUGAAAAUCUUCUAAAAAUUGUUUCCGAAAAGAAUUCAAGUGGACAUGAUAUUGCCACCGACCUUGAACCACAUUCUUUUCCUGCAAACAGUCAGAAACCGGCUAAAAGGCAGAGAAAAACUGAGAAUCCAUCUCGGUUAGCUAUUCCGGCAAACAAUGUUUUAGUCAAUAAUGGUGACGAUGCGAGUAAUAAUACUACAUACUGCAAAAACUCAGCAUGCAAGGCUACCCUAAAUCAAGCAGAUGCAUUUUGCAAAAGAUGUUCAUGUUGUAUUUGUCAUCAAUAUGAUGACAACAAAGACCCUAGUCUGUGGUUAAUAUGCAGCUCUGAAGCUCCAUUUCCCGGUGUUUCCUGUGGCUUGUCAUGCCACCUUGAGUGUGCUUUAAAACAUGCUGGUUCUGGAAUUGGCAAAGACGGUGAACAUCCCAAACUUGAUGGAGGCUUCUACUGUGUCUCAUGUGGGAAAGUAAAUGAUUUACUCGGAUGCUGGAGAAAACAACUGAUGGUAGCAAAGGAUGCUAGACGUGUGGACAUACUAUGCUAUCGUGUCUCCUUAAGUCAAAAACUUUUGCAAGGGACUGAAAUGUAUGGAGAACUUUAUGAAAUUGUUGAUCAAGCAGUGAAGAAACUUGAACCGGAGGUGGGUCCACUGACUGGCUCACCACUGAAGAUUGGUAGGGGGAUUGUGAACAGGCUUUCUUCAGGACCUGAGGUUCAGAAACUUUGUGGUGUUGCUCUUGAAUCACUUGAUUCAAUGCUUUCUAAAAGGAUCUUGCCUCCGACGCCCAAUCCAACUAUUCAAGUUUCAGAUGGAAGUUUACUAGGGCCAAAUAUGGUGAGGUUUGAAGAUGUCACUGCAACAUCCCUCACUGUUAUUUUGUGUUUGGAAGAUCCUUCUGGAGAAAAUAAUGGUGGUUACGCCGUGUGGCAUCGCAAGGCUGAUGAUGCGAACUAUCCAUUGGACCCAACUUGCAUGAAUCUCCUACCAAAUAGAAGACUCGACAUCAGGGAUUUACUUCCAGCUACAGAAUACAGUUUCAAAGUUGUUUCCAAUGAUUUGAGGAAGUCAGGUAUCUGCGAAGUUCAAGUCUCAACAGAGCAUGGUGAGGAUGAAGUCCCAAAUUGUUCAGCAACGGAAAGAAGUCAGAGCCCAGUAACCAACUGUAGCAGUCUUUCCAAUCCAUCAUCAGUGGAAGAUGAAACUAAUCAUAGCGACCAGACCGACAAUCGAUCAGAUAAUUAUCCUAUUUAUCACAAGGAUAGCAACCAGCUUGCUUCUGAAAAUUUAUCUAAUGAUGCUAUUAACUGUUCCAAUUUGGGCGGAGUGGGACGUCCAACUGAUGCAGAUUCCUUGUCAGACAAGCAGGUUGCUGUAGGAAUGACCGGCACUAUACCUAGUUCUGAUGCACUAAAGCUUGAAAACAAGCAUUCGGGAGAGGAACAAGUAACCGAGGACAUGAGCACCGAUGAUGGGUCAGUUCCAACAGGAAGGGAAUGUGUUCCGUUAGCAGGUACCUCAAAAGGGGGAUUGCCUAAUACUCCCGGCAGGUUGGAAUUACUUAAAGAUGGCCCGGGAAGAAAAGGUAGAUCUAAAUUAAGUGGCAAAGAUCUAGAAAAUGGAUCUGGGAAAAGGGGUGGUCCUCGAGAUGGAAGCACAUCCAAGAAGAGAAGUGGUGAAAGGCAAGGCGAAGGCUGUGAGGGAAAUGGUUUUCCGGAUCGGGAUUUCGAAUAUUAUGUGAAGGUGAUUAGAUGGUUAGAGUGUGAAGGACACAUAGAAAAGAACUUCAGACAGAAAUUUCUGACUUGGUACAGCUUAAGAGCAACCCCUGAAGAAAUAAGGAUUGUGAAAAUAUAUGUAGAUACAUUUCAUGAAGAUCCGGCUUCUCUUGCUGAGCAACUUGUGGACACCUUCUCAGAUUGUGUAUCAAACAAGAGAUCAUCGGUUCCUGCAGGGUUCUGCAUGAAGCUUUGGCAUUGACCAGAUUUUGUAGGUCCGGCUACUAGCCUUGAAGCUUGAAGCUCUCUUGGGUUGUGAUGAAGUAAUUCUUUAGGUUUAUAAUAGUCUUCAUUUAGAUUGUCAUCAAUUAUAUUAAUUUCAACAUCGUCAUUCAUAUUUUAGAUUUACUUAAAUUAUACAAUUAUUACUAUUUCAAAUUGAUAAAUUAUCAGUGGAUGACAUUGAAGGGUUUUAUGCUGAACAUGGUCAAAAUAGACAAUAAUGUUCUUUUAAUGUUAAUGGAUUUGUCCAUAAA